Molecule: messenger RNA, 780 nt
Organism: Neohortaea acidophila
Lineage: Eukaryota; Fungi; Ascomycota; Dothideomycetes; Mycosphaerellales; Teratosphaeriaceae
Exons: 2
Coding region: 1-780 (259 amino acids)
Source: RefSeq, a predicted model, not a curated record
AUGGAGGACCGCAAGGUGCAACGCUGGAUCCUCGCAGCUCGCAUCACUCAGAUCACGCUUGCGUUAAUCGUCAUGGGUUUCGCCAUCGGCUUCUCCCCCGCCGUGGACUACUACUACGGAGGCAAUCUCCAAGUAUGCAUAGCCUUCCUCGCCGCCGACAUUGCUCUCUUUGGCUUUCUCGCUCUUUUCGCCCCUCAUCGAAGCCCUGACGACAUCCGUGAUGUCCGAAUAUACCUGCUCAUCCUGGUGAUUGACUUCUUCGCACUUCUCAUGUCCUUUGCUGCUGGAGUUUGCUUUGCCUUUGCCGUAGGCUCAAACGACGGCAACGGCAACAUCCUCGAGAUCAUCCCCACCGUCUUCUCCUUCGUCCUCCUCCCCGUUAUUGCCCCCCUCAUCUACCGAACCCUUUCAUUAUGGUGGAAAAGGAUGCUCAACACCACCCCUCCUCCCCCGAGUCCUUCCAUCUACGGCAAGCAGAUGGACUUCAACACUUCGGCCUUGGAGGCUCUGCCACCAUCGCAAAUCUACGCACCAUCCCAUCAUUACGCGCCAUCACAUCAAUACGCGCCAUCCCAGCCCGAUGCCAAAUCCACCACCGCCACCACCCCUUCCUGGCACGCCGAUGAAAUUCGAAGCCACGUCUCCCACCCGCUUUCCACCGCCGAGACGACUGCACAGUGGAGUGCGAUAUCGGGCACGGCAACGACCAUGACCUACCCCAACAUCCUGGGCCCCGCCUCUCAGCGCGCCCCGUCUCAUAUUGGAAAGAUUAUGGAGUGA